Messenger RNA from Mercenaria mercenaria, 513 nucleotides. RefSeq lists its product as uncharacterized. The record is from RefSeq and is a predicted model, not a curated record. Bases 70 to 495 code for a protein of 141 amino acids. Lineage: Eukaryota; Metazoa; Mollusca; Bivalvia; Venerida; Veneridae. The transcript is spliced from 4 exons.
AGAUUUUCACAGAAACCGACUGUAGAGGUGUAAAACACAGAAUGAUGGACACUUCUUCCUUUAAAGAGAAUGAAAGUGAAAGUUGAUGGCAUGAGUGAAAAACCUACAAAUACAGACAACUCGGAUCACAGUGAGGUUCUUGAUGAGUGCUGUACUGGUGAGGAUUGUGCUGGAGGUUUGGUUCUACAGGAUGGAGACGUGUUUCCUAGGAAACGCCACAGCUCUGACAAGCGAGUCUCUAUUGCUCUUGAGGAAAUUGAAGAUAUAGACAGUGAGGUACAGACUGUAUCAGAUGCUGAUGAUGUUUACGUCCUAGCUGAAAAUACACCUAAACCACCACCACGUUCUGAUAGCCAUGGUGACCAACCGAAGAAUCAGUCAGAGGCUGAUGAUAUCACUGAGCCCUCUGGCAAGCCAAUACCACCACCUAGAUCUGAUAGCAAGGGCCAUAAACCAAAAGUACGACACAUGGUUGACAUUUUUGGGAGGGUAUGAAUGGACGAAACAUUCUCU